AUGCUGAGUGGCUCUGGCAACUCCUGUGGUUCAAGGUCGUUAGUCAUCCGCUGCUGCUGCAGGAGACACCGGAGCGCUGAGCCAGAGCUGUGCAUCCAACCCUCUUGGUCUGCCAGGCCAGCUAGGAUGAAGGAGUCUAGGCAAACAUUCCUUAAUUUAUUCUGCAUCCUCUGGCUCUUGCUGCUGCUGAAGACUGCCUCUUCCUCCCCUCUACCCCAUGGAAAAGACCCACGAGCCCCUUCACUCCCCUUUGGGCUGUACAAAGGACACACCUGUGUUGGAUGCGUGCUUGUGGUGUCUGUCAUCGAACAGCUUGCACAGUGGCACAACAGUACAGUAAAGGCAGCUGUGGAGAGACUGUGUGACUACAUACCUGAAAAACUGCAAGGUUUCUGUUAUGUGCUUGCUGAACUUUAUGGACCACACAUUGCUGAACUCAUAGACAGGGAAAUGAAUGCCGAUGUGGUUUGCCAUUCCUUGAGGCUGUGUAAACAGGAUCCAGGACAACCACUUUGUCAUCUCUACUCUCCUCCAAAGGUGGGACUGAGUGUUGCAAUAAGAAAAGCAAAAAGAAUUAUGAAGACUUCCAAGGACUUGAAAAGCUUCAUGGGCUUCUCAAGUGUAUGUGCAUUUCCUCUUCUGGCUAACCUGUGUGAGAAGAUUACAUAUGUUCUAAGAAAUAAACUGCCUUUUGAAGAUUUUGAUGGAGAUAAAUUUAGUACCUUCCCAACGUUGAGGGGCUAUCACUGGCGAGGCAGAGACUGCAACGACAAAAACACAACCGUGUACCCUGGCAGGCGUCCUGAUAAUUGGGAUGCAAAAAGUGACUCUAACUGCAAUGGCAUAUGGGGUGUGGAUCCAAAAGAUGGAAUUCCCUAUGAAGAGAAGUUCUGCAAAGGUGCAGACUCGAGAGGGGUCGUGCUCCUGGGAGACUCGGCCGGCGCUCACUUCCACAUCCCUCCCGAGUGGAUGACCGUCACACAGAUGUCAGCGAAAUCAUUUGCUAAUCUCCCCAUGGCUUUCAGUGAUGAGUUUGACUGGCCCCAGUUCUCAGAGAUCACUGGAUUUCUCAAUUCCACCAUCGGAGGGUGGACAGACUCUCUGUAUCUACGUUUACGCAAGAGAAAUCGCUGUAAUCACAGAGACUUGCAGAACAUUUCCCAGAAUGGCGGUUCUUCAGGAAAUCUCCUCUCUUUAAUAAAAAGUUUGGCCAGAAACCAGCUGUUGGACAAUCCAGCCAUAGUUAUCUAUGCUACAAUUGGGAAUGAUGUCUGCAAUGGGGAACGUGACACACUGGCCCACAUGACCACACCCAAAGAAAUGCUCUCCAAUGUGGUGCAAGCUCUGGGAUACCUGGACUCCCGUCUUCCAAAUGGCAGCCAUGUGAUUUUGACAGGCUUGGUGGAUGGUCGCUUCCUCUGGGAUAACCUGCACGACAGAUACCAUCCUCUAGGACAACUGAACAAGGAUGUCACAUACAGUCAACUCUACUCUUUCCUCGACUGCCUCCAGGUGAGCCCCUGCAGCGGCUGGCUGACCCCCAAUGAGACCCUGAGGAAUCUGACCUCGGAGAGAGCGUUACAACUUUCCAAUGUCCUGAAAGAAAUAGCAAGAUCUGAGAAAUUUGCCAACUUUGAUAUUUUCUACAUGGAUUUCCCACUGAGACAAACGGCCGAGGAGUGGCGCAAGAUGGGAGGUGAGCCCUGGCAGCUGAUCGAACCAGUCGAUGGCUUCCACCCCAGCCAGAUUGCUGCAGCCCUUGGAACAGGCAUUACCUGGCAGAAGGCACUACACGAGUGGCCUCAAGUGCUUGGCAAGGAGAAUCCAUUCAAUGAUCAGAUUGAAGCCAUAUUCAAAGAUCAAGGUGGACACUGACUUCCGAACUGCUGGAACCCUCACACAAUUGGUGACGGCACUUCCACGAGUCAAGAUGAUUGAAAACACACACAAAAAUAGGUGGAGAGGAAGUUAUCAGAGCCAGCAGCAGUGGACAUAACACAAGAGCAUUAUUUUAAGUUUGUAUCUCACCUGCACAAGUAGGCUAUGCUUUUUCUGUGGAGCUACAAAAAUAAAAAUCAA
Messenger RNA from Onychostruthus taczanowskii (white-rumped snowfinch), 2079 nucleotides. RefSeq names its product acyloxyacyl hydrolase (gene AOAH). Gene Ontology annotation, molecular function: calcium ion binding; acyloxyacyl hydrolase activity. Gene Ontology annotation, biological process: lipopolysaccharide catabolic process; negative regulation of inflammatory response. The transcript has 22 exons. NCBI's taxonomy places the organism in Eukaryota, Metazoa, Chordata, Aves, Passeriformes, Passeridae. Bases 1 to 1875 code for a protein of 624 amino acids. The record is from RefSeq and is a predicted model, not a curated record.